Octopus sinensis (East Asian common octopus) is the source of this 2450-nucleotide messenger RNA. Its product is annotated as zinc finger protein OZF-like. Lineage: Eukaryota; Metazoa; Mollusca; Cephalopoda; Octopoda; Octopodidae. The coding region runs from base 717 to 2225 and encodes 502 amino acids. Gene Ontology annotation, molecular function: RNA polymerase II cis-regulatory region sequence-specific DNA binding; DNA-binding transcription factor activity. The transcript is spliced from 2 exons. The record is from RefSeq and is a predicted model, not a curated record. Gene Ontology annotation, biological process: regulation of transcription by RNA polymerase II.
UAGCGAUCGAGUAACUAUUGUUAUUCUAGCAUUUCUCUGGACACUGUCUUGUCCAGUUACAGAUGAUGGAAUACAAAAAGCAGCUGCUGUUUUUGACAAGAAUUCUUCACUUUUGAAUUUUUGAAAGAUAAUUUCUUGAUGUAAAUGCAUAAAUAUAUCUGCUGAAAAUUAUUUGGCAGACUUGCAGAAAAUAAAAACUGGUUAUGAUUUUAUACUAUUCUGCUAUGUCUUUGAAAACUAAUGCUGUUAAGAAAAGGAAAAAGACAUUACCAAAGUAUAUUGCCUUCAGAUUCUACCCAAGUGAUAGGUUAUUGGAUAAAUGAAUAUUGACUAUGGAAUUCUAUCAGCCUUUUCAUUCUUGAUAUGUCUUGAAAACAAAUUUGAUUGCAUUUUUCAAAUGGGAGGAGCAACUGUAAGCAUUGUUUUCAAAAUAUUUUUGUUUUCAAAAAUUAAAACUGAUUUUGGAGAAUCUAAAUUCAAAAGAUGAAGUUAUUACAAACAAUGAAAUCAAAUUUAUAAGUCAAAAUUAAAAUAUAUAUUUAUAUAUACACACACACACAUACGUAUGCAUGUAUGGGUGUGUAUGUGUAUAUAUAUAAGUAUAUGUAUGUAAAGAGAAAGGACAAUCCACUAACAGUUAAAUAUACAUACUAAUUUGUUUCUUUUAAAAUACCAAUUGUUAUUAGUUGCUGUCUAGAAUUUGACCAUUAAAAAUUAUGGAUAAAAACUUGUCACCGAAACCAUUUCCUUGUGACUUGUGUGGAGAAAGUUUUUCACGUCGCAGUACUAUGCUGCAACAUAAACGAACUCAUACUGGUGAGAAACCGUUCCAUUGUGAGAUCUGUUCAAAAGGAUUUACACGACCAUACACACUCCAAAAGCAUCGUCGCUGCCACACGGGUGAAAAACCAUUUGCUUGUGAUAUUUGUGGUCGUAAUUUCUCACGCAGCAGUACUUUGCAUGAACACAAGCGAACGCAUGCCGGUGACAAACCGUUCCAGUGUGAUAUCUGUAGGGACAACUUUUCACGGCGGAGCACAUUACUCCAACACCAUCGCACGCAUUCUGGCGAGAAACCGUUUCCCUGCGAAGUUUGCGGGAAGAAGUUUACGCGUCGAUACACUUUGCAGAAACAUGCAAGAGACCACACACGUGAAGCACCAUAUCACUGUGAAAUAUGCGGGUGCCGGUUCACACGGCCUUUCGCUCUUCAGAAACAUCGCCGCUCACAUACAGGAGAAAAACGAUUCCAUUGUGAUGUAUGUGGGGAGAGUUUUUCUCGAAGAAGCAACCUGCAUGUUCACCAAAGAACCCACACCGGCGAAAAGCCAUUCAGCUGUUCGUUGUGUGGCAAAAGCUUUUCUCGCAGAAGCAAUCUACAAGUACACAUACGCAGUCACUCAGGAAUUAAGCCGUACUGCUGUGAAUAUUGCAGUAAACGGUUUGUUCGAAGCAGCACACUGUUAGAACAUAAACGCAUUCACACAGGUGAGAAAGCUUCAUUCCAAAAUUUCAAUCCUCCUCCUCUUCCUCCUCCUCCUCCUGUUGCCAUCAAUCCAACUACUGUUGUCAGCAACAACAACAACAACAAUAAUGCUGAGAAGAAUAGUUGCGUCAUGAAAAGUUCAAUUGAUGACAGCCACAAAGAAUUCGUUUUCAGUACUAACAAUAACAACACCAAUACUAAUAGUGACGUUGCCAUGGGAAACGGUAAACAGUUUACCUACAACAUAAUUACAGCAGCUGCUAACAAUACUUUUCAGAAUACUAAUGGAGACGAAAACUCUCAUAAUGAGGCACUUCUUGCAACAGAUAAUAAUAUGCAAUUCAAUCAACCCAGGCUAGCCACCACCACUACAACUGAUGGCUCUAUGUUGCACUGCAGCAACUGUGGAAAGCCAUAUGCCCAAUGUUGCCAUGUACAACACCAGCAGCUGUUGCUGCAAAGGGGAGCAACCUAUUUACAGUCGCAAGCCAGGACCCGGUUAUCAGCUUUGGUGACAGCCAGAAAAUGGCUUGAGCCGCCCACUGUGAUAGUAGCUGCCUCUACCACUGCAAACCAGACCAGUAUGCCCCCGAAUGCUGCUGCUACAGCCAUAGCUUAUUCUGAACCUUCCAAAACAGGCCUUCAAACUAACCUUGCUGCAGAGACACUGCCACCUACAGCUUGUAAUACACUGGUAGUUGUACAACCCCCAACUGCUUGCCCUAUAAUGGAAACCUGAAUAUUUCACAACAGACUGAACUUCUCUGAGCCUCUCUGAAACUUACUGGUGUGAUACACAGAUAUCCACCAACUUCUAAAGUGGUAAAAUUAUACGCAAAUACAGCAAUGAUGGAAAAUACAAAAUUGGACAAUCUCUUUUUCUAAAUUGUUAAAAUAUUCCAGUAAUGAUGAAAAAAAAAAAGAAAUUUUUUUAAGUAAGGUAAAGUAAGGUAAAGUUUAAAGA